Molecule: messenger RNA, 1776 nt
Organism: Dipodomys ordii (Ord's kangaroo rat)
Lineage: Eukaryota; Metazoa; Chordata; Mammalia; Rodentia; Heteromyidae
Gene: Snx2
Product: sorting nexin 2
Exons: 15
Coding region: 1-1776 (591 amino acids)
Biological process (GO): early endosome to Golgi transport; intracellular protein transport
Cellular component (GO): endosome membrane; retromer complex; endosome
Molecular function (GO): phosphatidylinositol binding
Source: RefSeq, a predicted model, not a curated record
AUGGACAGACAGACACAGACCAGAUGCUCCCCUCCGCCUCGGGCCGUGCUCCCCUCCGCCUCCGGAUCGUGCUCCCCUGUACAUCCGGGCCGUGCUCCCCUCCACAUCCGGGCCGUGCUCCCCUCCGCCUCGGGUCGUACUCCCCUCCGCCUCCAGGCCGUGCUCCCCUCCACAUCCGGGCCGUGCUCCCCUCCGCCUCGGGCCGUGCUCCCCUCCGCCUCGGGCCGUGCUCCCCUCCACAUCCGGGCCGUGCUCCCCUCCACAUCCGGGCCGUGCUCCCCUCCGCCUCCAGGCCGUGCUCCCCCUCCAGGCCGUGCUCCCCCUCCGCCUCCGGAUCGUGCUCCCCCUCCGCCUCAGGCCGUGCUCCCCUCCACAUCCGGGCCGUGCUCCCCUCCGCACGGGCCGCAGGAAUCAAGUCCAUCAUCACCAGAACCAGCAAGUCUUCCUGCAGAAGACAUUAGUGCAAACUCCAAUGGUCCAAAACCUGCAGAAGCUGAACUAGAUGAUGAUAGAGAAGAUCUUUUUGCAGAAGCCACAGAAGAAGUUUCUUUGGACAGCCCAGAAAGGGAACCCAUUCUCUCCUCAGACGCAUCUCCUGCAGUCACCCCUGUGACCCCUACUGCACUCAUUACUCCUAGAAUUGAAUCAAAGAGUCUAUCUGCUCCUGUGAUCUUUGAUAGAUCCCGGGAAGAGAUUGAAGAAGAAGCAAAUGGAGACAUGUUUGAUAUAGAAAUUGGUGUGUCAGAUCCAGAAAAAGUUGGUGAUGGCAUGAAUGCUUACAUGGCAUACAGAGUAACAACAAAGACUUCCCUUUCCAUGUUCAGUAAGAGUGAAUUUUCAGUUAAAAGAAGAUUCAGUGACUUUCUUGGUUUGCAUAGCAAAUUAGCAAGCAAGUAUUUGCAUGUCGGUUACAUUGUGCCACCAGCUCCAGAAAAGAGUAUAGUAGGUAUGACCAAGGUCAAAGUAGGUAAAGAAGAUUCAUCAUCCACUGAGUUUGUAGAAAAACGGAGAGCAGCCCUUGAAAGGUAUCUUCAAAGAACAGUAAAACAUCCAACUUUACUUCAGGACCCUGACUUAAGACAGUUCUUGGAAAGUUCAGAGCUGCCUAGAGCAGUUAAUACCCAGGCUCUGAGUGGAGCAGGAAUAUUGAGGAUGGUGAACAAGGCUGCCGACGCUGUCAACAAAAUGACAAUCAAGAUGAAUGAAUCGGAUGCUAGAAAUAGUUCAUGCUUUUUCAUUUCAGAACUUUCAGCCAACACUGCUGCCUUUGCUAAAAGUGCUGCCAUGUUAGGUAAUUCUGAGGACCAUACUGCUUUAUCUAGAGCUUUGUCUCAGCUUGCAGAGCUUGAGGAGAAGAUAGACCAGUUACAUCAAGAACAAGCUUUUGCGGACUUUUACAUGUUUUCAGAACUGCUUAGUGACUACAUUCGUCUUAUUGCUGCUGUAAAAGGUGUGUUUGACCAUCGAAUGAAGUGCUGGCAGAAAUGGGAAGAUGCUCAGAUUACUUUGCUCAAAAAACGUGAGACUGAGGCAAAAAUGAUGGUUGCUAACAAACCUGAUAAAGUCCAGCAAGCUAAGAAUGAGAUAAGAGAGUGGGAGGCGAAAGUACAACAAGGAGAAAGAGAUUUUGAACAGAUUUCUAAAACAAUUCGAAAAGAAGUGGGAAGAUUUGAGAAAGAACGAGUGAAAGACUUUAAAGCUGUUAUCAUCAAAUACCUGGAAUCAUUAGUACAAACACAACAACAGUCUGCAGAGACUAAAGUUUCCCAGUGUUAG